AUGUAUCGGAAUAGAUGGAAUAGCGCGACAAAAAGUGUACCUCACUCUGUCCGAGCGCUGCAUUUGGCAACGAAAACGACACACAAAGCGGCGAUAGCGAGAAAGAGCGCUUUGACUCCGCAGACGAUAUCGAACGCGAAUUUUGCUUUGCGCUUUGCCCAAAGGAAAAUGUACAUGUCCAUCAACGGGAAAACAGCAGUAAAACGGAAUACGAAAAGUAGUAUUAGUAGUAGUAAUAGUAAUAGUGGUAGUACGGCGGCACUCAGAAGCGCGAAUAAAAGAAAUAAUAGAAUCGUAGUGGGUUCGCUCUGCGCGGCGUCGUUACCGAUUUUUGGAAUGGUAGCCAAGACAUAUUACUUCGACAAUCGCUUGGCUAAGUGCAAUCAAGCCGAGUCAUCUGGAACACCGUCGAGUAAUAGUAGCACGGCAGAACACGUCAACGAUGAGUUGAGCGAUCAUGCGAAGGAAAAAGUGAUGACUAUUUUGCGUUCAAUACACUUGGCGUUUUUGUUUGCGCCUGCGCUCGUCUUCGCCCCUUUGACGUACCUGAAAAGCUGUCCGCUGUGGUAUAAAAAACUCUGGUACAUGUUGAUUCGAAAGACACUGGAGUUUGCAGGUCCAGCGUUCAUUAAAUGGGGACAGUGGGCAUCGACGAGAUACGACGUUUUUCCGGCGGUUCUUUGUCACGAACUCGAAAAGUUACAAUCUACCGCUCCAGAACACAAAUGGGAGCACACAAAGUCAACUUUAGAAAGGGUGUAUGGCGAUACGUUCGAUCAUAUUUUUGAAUCCUUCGACGAACACCCGAUGGCAUCUGGAUCAAUUGCGCAAGUACACAGGGCUACGCUUCGCGAGGGCGUCGCUGAAUCGUCGAAGAAACGACAGGAUUUAUUCUCGAGAUUUAACUAUGCGCUCAUCGCGGGCGUCGAGAUGCUCUUAUCUGGUCAAGGUUUUAAUGCCGUCGUGGACGGCAUACGCGACAUGUGGAACGAUGGUGCUGCUGGAAUAGGUCAUUUCUUACACUUGGACGAAGUCGUGCACGACGAAGAAAACGGAACAAACGCUGGUGAAGGGGGAGAAGGAGUGGUGACAAAGAAACGGCGAAGAAAGGAAAAACGACGAGAAGUGGCGGUGAAAGUUAGACAUCCGGGCGUUGUUGACGCGUUGAAGCGCGACUUUAAAAUUCUUCUGUGGUUCGCAUCAUUCACGAAGAACAUUUCUUGGCUAGAACCUUUGCAACUCGAAAAUACCGUCGGUCAAUUCGGGGUGCACAUGUUGUCUCAGGUUGAUUUAGGCGUCGAGGCUGAAAAUUUGAACCGGUUUCGAAAAUCCUUCCUGUUGAUGCCAGCGGUAUCCUUUCCUACUCCCAUAACGUCCUUAUCCGCGGAAGAUGUGCUGGUGGAAACGUUUGAAUCUGGGACAACGAUAAGUUCGUAUUUAGUAUCGCCAGAAGUAGCAGAGAAGAUAGGUUUCGAGUGUUCGGAACAAAACAAAACGUUAGCCGCGUUGGGCGUGCAAACUUUAUUGAAAAUGCUCAUCGACGACAACUUCUUACACGCAGAUUUGCAUCCGGGGAAUAUUUUAGUUCGAUUACCGGGCAAAAAUAUGAUGUUUAGUAGCUCAGAAGCCGACGAUCACGGACCAACUUUGGAAGCGAACGGCGAACGACAAAUGACGGAUGCUCCGAAACCGGAAAUUAUCAUUUUAGAUACCGGGCUCGCCGCGACGCUGACGCGAGAGAACCAAUCAGAUUUAGCGGAAAUGUUUUCAGCAAUGCUUCGCUGGGAUGGACGCGGCGUCGCGGAAAGAAUUUUGAAGUUUGUGGCGCCAUCCUCUAAAGACACUUCCAUUCAGAAUAAUGCAAUCGAGUCCGAGAGAUUCAAAUCAGAGAUGGAAGAAGCGGUGAAACAGUUUGCGGCUGGACCACCGAGAGCGGGAGACUGCAUGUCGCGCGUCUUUGAGAUUGUGCAAGAACAUAGGUUAUGUUUGGACCCGUCGAUUAUGAUUGCAGUUGUUACAGUAAUGGUUCUCGAAGGUUGGCAAUGGCGUCUCGACCCGAGCGUCUCAAUUUUAGAUCGUCUCAAUAGUGUAUUGGAGCUCUCCAAGAAAAGGUACCACAGAAUGAAAGUCUUGGAUUGGUCCUUGCGGGAAAUGUAUGAUCCGUACAGCGGACCAAACUUUUAUGAAAAGGACGAAAGUGGCGCGACGAGACGGAGUGAGUCUUUCGAUUACGGCCUAUCACCCUACGCGUAG
Bathycoccus prasinos is the source of this 2253-nucleotide messenger RNA. RefSeq lists its product with no specific name. Lineage: Eukaryota; Viridiplantae; Chlorophyta; Mamiellophyceae; Mamiellales; Bathycoccaceae. The transcript has a single exon. The coding region runs from base 1 to 2253 and encodes 750 amino acids. The record is from RefSeq and is a predicted model, not a curated record.